AUGCCAUCUAAAGAAGUCACCACCGGCCCAACAACCACUUCCACCACUCCACCUAAAGUAGUCACCACCGGCCAAACAACCACUUCAACCACUGUAAAUGUUGGAACCUCUACAUCAACAUCUCAGCCCACAACAACAGGUGAAGAAACAACAGGGCCAGUUGUCAUAACUUCAAAUCCCACAACUUUAACAACAACUACAAUUUCACCCACAACAACUACACCUACCACAGGUGGAACAACAACAGUUGAAGAAACCACAACUGAGACAAGUCCAUCCACUUCCACAAAGCCACCAAAAGAAGUAACCACCGGUCCAACAACCACUUCCACCACUGUAAUUGUUGAAACAUCUACCUCAACACCACAGCCCACAUCAACAGGUGUAGAAACAACAGGGCCAGUUGUCAUAACUUCCAAUCCUACUACUUUAACAACAACUACAAAUGUACCCACAACAACUACACCUACCACAGGUGGAACAACAACAAUUGAAGGAACCACAACUGAGACAAUUUCAUCUACAUCCACAAAGCCACCUAAAGAAGUCACCACCGGCCCAACAACAACCUCCACCACUGUAAUUGUUGAAACCUCUACCUCAACAUCUCAGCCCACAACAACAGGUGAAGAAACAACAGGGCCAGUUGUCAUAACUUCAAAUCCCACAACUUUAACAACAACUACAAUUUCACCCACAACAACUACAUCUACCACAGGUGGAACAACAACAGUUGAAGAAACCACAACUGAGACAAGUCCAUCCACUUCCACAAAGCCACCAAAAGAAGUAACCACCGGUCCAACAACCACUUCCACCACUGUAAUUGUUGAAACAUCUACCUCAACAUCACAGCCCACAGCAACAGGUGAAGAAACAACAGGGCCAGUUGUCAUAACUUCCAAUCCUACUACUUUAACAACAACUACAAAUGUACCCACAACAACUACACCUACCACAGGUGGAACAACAACAGUUGAAGAAACCACAACUGAGACAAGUCCAUCUACCUCCACAAAGCCACCGAAAGAAGUAACCACCGGUCCAACAACCACUUCCACCACUGUAAUUGUUGAAACAUCUACCUCAACAUCACAGCCCACAGCAACAGGUGGAGAAACAACAGGGCCAGUUGUCAUAACUUCCAAUCCUACUACUUUAACAACAACUACAAAUGUACCCACAACAACUACACCUACCACAGGUGGAAAAACAACAAUUGAAGAAACCACAACUGAGACAAUUUCAUCUGCAUCCACAAAGCCACCUAAAGAAGUCACCACCGGCCCAACAACCACUUCCACCACUGUCAUUGUUGAAACCUCUACCUCAACACCACAGCCCACAUCAACAGGUGUAGAAACAACAGGGCCAGUUGUCAUAACUUCGAAUCCCACCACUUUAACAACAACUACAAUUUCACCCAAAACAACUACACCUACCCUCAGUGGAGCAACAACAGUUGAAGAAACCACAACUGAGACAAGUCCAUCUACCUCCACAAAGCCACCGAAAGAAGUCACCACCGGUCCAACAACCACUUCCACCACUGUAAUUGUUGAAACCUCUACCUCAACAUCACAGCCCACAGCAACAGGUGAAGAAACAACAGAGCCAGUUGUCAUAACUUCAAAUCCCACAACUUUAACAACAACUACAAUUUCACCCACAACAACUACACCUACCACAGGUGGAGCAACAACAGUUGAAGAAACCACAACUGAGACAAGUCCAUCUACCUCCACAAAGCCACCGAAAGAAGUCACCACCGGUCCAACAACCACUGUAAUUGUUGAAACCUCUACCUCAACAUCACAGCCCACAGCAACAGGUGGAGAAACAACAGGGCCAGUUGUCAUAACUUCCAAUCCUACUACUUUAACAACAACUACAAAUGUACCCACAACAACUACACCUACCACAGGUGGAACAACAACAAUUGAAGGAACCACAACUGAGACAAUUUCAUCUACAUCCACAAAGCCACCUAAAGAAGUCACCACCGGCCCAACAACAACCUCCACCACUGUAAUUGUUGAAACCUCUACCUCAACAUCUCAGCCCACAACAACAGGUGAAGAAACAACAGGGCCAGUUGUCAUAACUUCAAAUCCCACAACUUUAACAACAACUACAAUUUCACCCACAACAACUACAUCUACCACAGGUGGAACAACAACAGUUGAAGAAACCACAACUGAGACAAGUCCAUCCACUUCCACAAAGCCACCAAAAGAAGUAACCACCGGUCCAACAACCACUUCCACCACUGUAAUUGUUGAAACAUCUACCUCAACAUCACAGCCCACAGCAACAGGUGAAGAAACAACAGGGCCAGUUGUCAUAACUUCCAAUCCUACUACUUUAACAACAACUACAAAUGUACCCACAACAACUACACCUACCACAGGUGGAACAACAACAAUUGAAGAAACCACAACUGAGACAAUUUCAUCUGCAUCCACAAAGCCACCUAAAGAAGUCACCACCGGCCAGACAACCACUUCCACCACUGUCAUUGUUGAAACCUCUACCUCAACACCACAGCCCACAUCAACAGGUGUAGAAACAACAGGGCCAGUUGUCAUAACUUCGAAUCCCACCACUUUAACAACAACUACAAUUUCACCCAAAACAACUACACCUACCACAGGUGGAGCAACAACAGUUGAAGAAACCACAACUGAGACAAGUCCAUCUACCUCCACAAAGCCACCGAAAGAAGUCACCACCGGUCCAACAACCACUUCCACCACUGUAAUUGUUGAAACCUCUACCUCAACAUCACAGCCCACAGCAACAGGUGAAGAAACAACAGGGCCAGUUGUCAUAACUUCCAAUCCCACUACUUUAACAACAACUACAAAUGUACCCACAACAUCUACACCUACCACAGGUGGAACAACAACAGUUGAAGAAACCACAACUGAGACAAUUUCAUCUGCAUCCACAAAGCCACCUAAAGAAGUCACCACCGGCCCAACAACCACUUCCACCACUGUAAAUGUUGAAACAUCUACCUCAACAUCACAGCCCACAGCAACAGGUGGAGAAACAACAGGGCCAGUUGUCAUAACUUCCAAUCCCACAACUUUAACAACAACUACAAAUGUACCCACAACAUUUACACCUACCACAGGUGGAACAACAACAGUUGAAGAAACCACAACUGAGACAAUUUCAUCUGCAUCCACAAAGCCAUCUAAAGAAGUCACCACCGGCCUAACAACCACUUCCACCACUGUCAUUGUUGAAACCUCUACCUCAACACCACAGCCCACAUCAACAGGUGUAGAAACAACAGGGCCAGUUGUCAUAACUUCGAAUCCCACAACUUUAACAACAACUACAAUUUCACCCAAAACAACUACACCUACCACAGGUGGAGCAACAACAGUUGAAGAAACCACAACUGAGACAAGUCCAUCUACCUCCACAAAGCCAACGAAAGAAGUCACCACCGGUCCAACAACCACUUCCACCACUGUAAUUGUUGAAACCUCUACCUCAACAUCACAGCCCACAGCAACAGGUGAAGAAACAACAGGGCCAGUUGUCAUAACUUCCAAUCCCACUACUUUAACAACAACUACAAAUGUACCCACAACAUCUACACCUACCACAUUUGGAACAACGACAAUUGAAGAAACCACAACUGAGACAAGUUCAUCUACCUCCACAAAGCCACCGAAAGAAGUCACCACCGGUCCAACAACCACUUCCACCACUGUAAUUGUUGAAACCUCUACCUCAACAUCUCAGCCCACAACAGCAGGUGAAGAAACAACAGGUCCAGUAGUGAUAACAUCCAAUCCCACCACUUUAACAACAACUACAAUUGUAAACACAACAUCUAAACCUACCACAGUUGGAACUACAAGAAUUGAAGAAACAACAACUGAGACAAUUCAAUCUACAUCCACAAAGCCACCUAAAGAAGUCACCAACGGCCCAACAACCACUUCCACCACUGUCAUUGUUGAAACCUCUACCUCAACAUCACAGCCCACAGCAACAGGUGAAGAAACAACAGGGCCAGUUGUCAUAACUUCCAAUCCCACUACUUUAACAACAACUACAAAUGUACCCACAACAACUACACCUACCACAGGUGGAACAACAACAGUUGAAGAAACCACAACUGAGACAAGUCCAUCCACCUCCACAAAGCCACCGAAAGAAGUUACCACCAGUCCAACAACCACUUCCACCACUGUAAUUGUUGAAACAUCUACCUCAACAUCACAGCCCACAGCAACAGGUGGAGAAACAACAGGGCCAGUUGUCAUAACUUCCAAUCCUACUACUUUAACAACAACUACAAAUGUACCCACAACAACUACACCUACCACAGGUGGAACAACAACAAUUGAAGAAACCACAACUGAGACAAUUUCAUCUGCAUCCACAAAGCCACCUAAAGAAGUCACCACCGGCCCAACAACCACUUCCACCACUGUAAAUGUUGAAACAUCUACCUCAACAUCACAGCCCACAGCAACAGGUGGAGAAACAACAGGGCCAGUUGUCAUAACUUCCAAUCCUACUACUUUAACAACAACUACAAAUGUACCCACAACAACUACACCUACCACAGGUGGAACAACAACAAUUGAAGAAACCACAACUGAGACAAGUUCAUCUACCUCCACAAAGCCACCGAAAGAAGUCACCACCGGUCCAACAACCACUUCCACCACUGUAAAUGUUGAAACUUCUACCUCAACAUCUCAGCCCACAACAACAGGUGAAGAAACAACAGGGCCAGUUGUCAUAACUUCAAAUCCCACAACUUUAACAACAACUACAAUUUCACCCACAACAACUACACCUACCACAGGUGGAACAACAACAGUUGAAGAAACCACAACUGAGACAAGUCUAUCCACUUCCACAAAGCCACCAAAAGAAGUAACCACCGGUCCAACAACCACUUCCACCACUGUAAUUGUUGAAACAUCUACCUCAACAUCACAGCCCACAGCAACAGGUGGAGAAACAACAGGGCCAGUUGUCAUAACUUCCAAUCCUACUACUUUAACAACAACUACAAAUGUACCCACAACAACUACACCUACCACAGGUGGAACAACAACAAUUGAAGAAACCACAACUGAGACAAUUUCAUCUGCAUCCACAAAGCCACCUAAAGAAGUCACCACCGGUCCAACAACCACUUCCACCACUGUAAUUGUUGAAACCUCUACCUCAACAUCACAGCCCACAGCAACAGGUGUAGAAACAACAGGGCCAGUUGUCAUAACUUCGAAUCCCACAACUUUAACAACAACUACAAUUUCACCCACAACAACUACACCUACCACAGGUGGAACAACAACAGUUGAAGAAACCACAACUGAGUCUAUUCCAUCUACCUCCACAAAGACACCUAAAGAAGUCACACCCGGUCCAACAACCACUUCCACCACUGUAAUUGUUGAAACAUCUACCUCAACAUCACAGCCCACAACAACAGGUGGAGAAACAACAGGGCCAGUUGUCAUAACUUCCAAUCCUACUACUUUAACAACAACUACAAAUGUACCCACAACGACUACAUCUACCACAGGUGGAACAACAAGAAUUGAAGAAACCACAACUGAGACAAGUCCAUCCACCUCCACAAAGCCACCGAAAGAAGUCACCACCGGUCCAACAACCACUUCCACCACUGUAAUUGUUGAAACCUCUACCUCAACAUCUCAGCCUACAACAACAGGUGAAGAAACAACAGGGCCAGUUAUCAUAACCUCCAAUCCCACUACUUUAACAACAACUACAAUUUCACCCACAACAACUACACCUACCACAGGUGGAACAACAACAGUUGAAGAAACCACAACUGAGUCUAUUCCAUCUACCUCCACAAAGACACCUAAAGAAGUCACACCCGGUCCAACAACCACUUCCACCACUGUAAUUGUUGAAACAUCUACCUCAACAUCACAGCCCACAACAACAGGUGGAGAAACAACAGGGCCAGUUGUCAUAACUUCCAAUCCUACUACUUUAACAACAACUACAAAUGUACCCACAACGACUACAUCUACCACAGGUGGAACAACAAGAAUUGAAGAAACCACAACUGAGACAAGUCCAUCCACCUCCACAAAGCCACCGAAAGAAGUCACCACCGGUCCAACAACCACUUCCACCACUGUAAUUGUUGAAACCUCUACCUCAACAUCUCAGCCUACAACAACAGGUGAAGAAACAACAGGGCCAGUUAUCAUAACCUCCAAUCCCACUACUUUAACAACAACUACAAAUGUACCCACAACAACUACACCUACCACAGGUGGAAUAACAACAAUCGAAGAAACCACAACUGAGACAAUUUCAUCUACAUCCACGAAGCCACCGAGAGUAGUCACCACCGGCCCAACAACCACUUCCACCACUGUAAAUGUUGAAACCUCUACCUCAACAUCUCAGCCCACAACUACAGGUGUGGAAACAACAGGGCCAGUUGUCAUAACUUCGAAUCCCACAACUUUAACAACAACUACAAUUUCACCCACAACAACUACACCUACCACAGGUAGAACAACAACAGUUGAAGAAACCACGACUGAGAUAAGUCCAUCCACCUCCACAAAGCCAUCUAAAGAAGUCACCACCGGCCCAACAACCACUUCCACCACUGUAAUUGUUGAAACAUCUACCUCAACAUCACAGCCCACAGCAACAGGUGAAGAAACAACAGGGCCAGUUGUGAUAACUUCAAAUCCCACAACUUUAACAACAACUACAAAUGUACCCACAACAACUACACCUACCACAGGUGGAACAACAACAAUUGAAGAAACCACAACUGAGACAAUUUCAUCUGCAUCCACAAAGCCACCUAAAGAAGUCACCACCGGCCCAACAACCACAUCCACCACUGUAAUUGUUGAAACCUCUACCUCAACGUCUCAGCCCACAGCAACAGGUGAAGAAACAACAGGGCCAGUUGUCAAUACUUCCAAUCCUACGACUUCAACCACUACUCCAACGGCACCCACUACAACUACAGAGGUAAUUAAACCUACCACAGGUGGAAUUAGAACAAUUGAAGAAACCACAACUGAGACUAGUCCAUCUACAUCCACAAAGCCACCUAAAGAAGUCACCACUGGUCCAAUUACAUCUUCUACAACUUAUAUAAUUGUAACUUCAAGUUCAACAUCACAGCCUUCAACAACAAGUACAGAAACAACAGAGCCAGUUGUCAUCACAGGCACAUUAUCAACAACGACUCCUUCAGCAUCGCCACAAGUGAUUAUUACACCUACAUCACAAGCAGUCACCACCAGCCAGUGCAUUUGCAAUGUUAAUGGGACACAGUAUCUACCAGGGAACCUAGUGUAUAAUGUGACCGAUGGUUCAGGGUGGUGCUUCACGGCUUACUGCAAAGCAACGUGCCAAGUUGAAGUGGAAUCAAAUCCAUGUCCUUCCUCUACACCACCCACUGUAUCACCCACAACAUCAGAAGAGACCACGACCACACCACCAACAACCCAAUCCUCCCCAGACUGCACUAGCACUGAUCCACCAAGAAAGAAUGGAGAAUCUUGGCAGCUGAAUAGCUGUACCACAGCAGUUUGCCAGGACGGCAUUGUUGUCCAGCUACCAGUAAAAUGCAAGCCAGUGGAGCCACUACAGUGUGAGAAUGGUCGUCCACCUGUCAAGGUCUAUGAUUCAACUGGAUGCUGCUUUACGUAUGAAUGUGAAUGUGUAUGCAGUGGAUGGGGUGGAUCUCACUACAUGACAUUUGAUGGAGUAUAUUACAAUUUCCAGGAGAACUGCUCAUACACCUUAGUGAAAGAAAUCAACUUCAAAUACAACCUUACCAUUAUUGUUGAUAAUCACUACUGUGGAAACGCCGACAGUGGAUUCUGUCCUCAGUCCCUUAUCAUUCAUUACAAAUCCUAUGAAGUGAUUCUAACCCAGCAGAGAUCUGGUGACACAACAGAAAAUGUGGUAUAUGUCAACACUAAACGAAUCUACCCAGCUUACAGAAUGGGUGACAUUGCUCUAACAAGUACUGGUGUGGAAGUCGUGCUGGAGAUCACUGAUCUUAAGGUUCAGGUGUCUUACAAGGGGUCAUCAUUUAGCAUCAACCUUCCUUAUUCCCUCUUCCAAAGCAGCACAGAGGGCCAGUGUGGUACCUGUGAUAAUUCCCAGAAGAAUGACUGCCAGUCACCUAAUGGUCAGAUACAGAGCUGCUCAGUCGCAGCUAGCCAGUGGCUGAUUCCAAACCAGGACUGUCCAACUCCUCCAACAGCACCACCCUCUACCACCACGGCAACCCCAAGCACAUCCCCUACCCCCUGCAAGACAGUCAUUUGUGAAAUCAUGAACAGCAAGGUCUUUGAGGAAUGCCAUAAAGCGGUUUCUCCUGAUGCCUUCAUUCAGGCCUGUAGAUCAGAUGUCUGCAACAAUGCUAUUUCUAGCUGCUAUAGUCUGGAGGCGUAUGCAUCUGAAUGUGCAAAUAAAGGCAUCUGCAUUGACUGGAGGAAUUCAACCGAUGGAGAAUGUGUGCAUACAUGCCCAGCCACUAAGGUGUACAUGCCAUGUGGUCCAGCAGUUGAACCAACAUGUAAUUCAAAAUAUAAUGAGAAGUAUUUGAACAACCAAACCCAAAUGACCAAUAAGACGAAGGAGGGUUGCUUCUGUCCAUCUAAAACCGUCUUGUUCAGCACCUACUCUGAUACUUGUGUGGUCUCCUGUGGCUGCACUGGACCUGAUGGCAACCCCAAAAUGCCUGGUGAUACAUGGGAGAGUGGUUGCCAGCAGUGCACCUGUGACAUGGACUCCAUGAUUGUCCAGUGCCAGCCUAUCACCUGCCCCACACCAGCCACACCCAUCUGCAAUGAGACUGGAUACAGACUGGUGAACAAGACAGAAGGCUGCUGCCAGAAAUAUACAUGUGAGUGCGAUGCACUGCUUUGCCCCAAAGUCAUGAUGGACUGCCAACCAGGGUGGGAGGCAAUUAUAAGCACGUCCAUCUCAAGUUGCUGUCCAGAGUAUACCUGUGUUCCUAAGGGUGUAUGUGUCUACAAUAACAUUGAGUACCAGCCUGGUGCUGAAGUUCCUAAAGGAACUUGUGAGAAUUGCACCUGCAGCUCGAUCAUGGAUCCUAGCACCAAGCUCAACAACAUUGUGUGCACAAAUAUCUCCUGCAACACUACAUGUUCACAGGGCUUCCAGUAUCAGGCCAUACCUGGUCAGUGUUGUGGGAAGUGUGUACAGACAAGCUGUGUGGUUACUAUGCCAGAUAAGACCAAACACACUAUUCAGGUGAACGAAACGUGGUCACCACCUGGUGACAAAUGUGUGAAGUACACAUGUGAGAAACCUGGUGGCCAAUAUAUACCAGUGGAGGUGAAGACUGUGUGCCCUGCAUUCAGCCCAGAGAACUGUGUCCCAGGCACAGAAAAGACAGACGCAAAUGGAUGCUGCAAGACCUGCACAGAACGUAGCAAUGUCUGUGAGAUGAAGUACACCACCACUAGAAUUGUCAUCAGUGGCUGUGCGACCUCUGAGCCUGUGGAGAUCAAUUCCUGCUCAGGAAACUGUGGAACCUCUUCUAUGUACUCAGCAGAGGCGAACACCAUGAUGCACUACUGCUCCUGCUGCCAAGAGGCGACCACUAGCCAGAAAGAGGUGGAGCUGAUGUGCCCUGAUGGAUCAAAGGUCAAGCACUCCUACAUCCACGUUGAGUCGUGUGGAUGUCAUGUCACAGACUGUGAUGCAGGCACGACCACUGCCCCGGGGACAACGAGACCGCGCAGGAGGAGGCGCUAAACGUCUAGGGAGACAACAUGCACACUGAUAUCGCAAUUGUCGACAUGACAUAGAAUGUUUUCUUGUUACGUUUUAAUUAAAUCUGUCAUGCCAGUGUAUUUCUACAUUUGGCAACACUUAGUGUUAUGUUCUUAUACCUUCAUUGUGGAAUUAAUGUAUUUUCUAUGAUAAAUGUAGUGGAGAAUCUCUUUUCUCAUUUGUAGUGAUUAAUAAACAACAGCAACUUCAA
This is a messenger RNA of Oncorhynchus gorbuscha (pink salmon), 10021 nucleotides long. RefSeq names its product mucin-2-like. The transcript has 20 exons. Gene Ontology annotation, molecular function: protein binding. Gene Ontology annotation, cellular component: extracellular matrix. Bases 1 to 9792 code for a protein of 3263 amino acids. Lineage: Eukaryota; Metazoa; Chordata; Actinopteri; Salmoniformes; Salmonidae. The record is from RefSeq and is a predicted model, not a curated record.